CAAGCAAAGAACCUCGAACAGUUAGUUCUCUAUAUUGUUUGUGCCAUUUAUAAACCCUAACAUCUCCUGCCACAAAACACAUGCACCUGAAAAUUAGCCUUUAAUUAUACUUUUUCUGCUAUUUCUUCAGCUUUUGUUUCAUAAUCCAGAAGAAAAAUGGCUAAUACUCAGAUGAAACCUGUUGCCACUCUGCUCUUGGUUUUGAAUUUCUGCAUGUAUGCAAUUAUUUUGGGGAUUGGGAGCUGGGCUAUGAACAGAGCUAUUGAUCAUGGCUUCAUCAUAGGACCUGAUUUUAGUCUUCCGGCUCAUUUCUCACCGAUUUACUUUCCGAUGGGAAAUGCUGCGACUGGAUUUUUUGUGAUGUUUGCUCUGAUUGCUGGAGUUGUUGGUGCUGCAUCUGCAUUAGCUGGUCUUAACCACAUCCGUUCUUGGACUGCCGAUAGCUUGCCGGCUGCAGCCUCAGUUGCUGCCAUUGCUUGGUCUCUCACUCUCCUCGCUAUGGGCUUUGGCUGCAAAGAGAUUGAGCUUCACAACAGGAACGCUCGUCUGAGAACCAUGGAAGCAUUUCUCAUCAUCCUAUCAGCUACACAGCUACUGUACAUAGCAGCCAUUCAUAGUGCUGCUACAAACAAGAGAUGAACAACUUGAAAGUUUGAGUUCAUGAUUAUGUGUUUGUGUCUCGAAAAUUUUCAGUUUUUUUUUUCAAUUGAUUUUUCUCCUUUGCAAAGCACAAGAUUGAACAAGAAUUAGAUGUAUUAUGAUUUGAUUGAUUGGUGUGAAUUGAUUGGUUUUGUAUCAAUUAUUAUUCAAUAAAAAAGUGGUGAGCAACAAUUUAGUUUUA
Mercurialis annua (annual mercury) is the source of this 841-nucleotide messenger RNA. Its product is annotated as membrane protein PM19L. The record is from RefSeq and is a predicted model, not a curated record. NCBI's taxonomy places the organism in Eukaryota, Viridiplantae, Streptophyta, Magnoliopsida, Malpighiales, Euphorbiaceae. The transcript is spliced from 4 exons. Bases 157 to 639 code for a protein of 160 amino acids.